Molecule: messenger RNA, 2965 nt
Organism: Scheffersomyces stipitis CBS 6054
Lineage: Eukaryota; Fungi; Ascomycota; Pichiomycetes; Serinales; Debaryomycetaceae
Gene: MNN12
Product: alpha-1,3-mannosyltransferase
Exons: 1
Coding region: 425-2833 (802 amino acids)
Biological process (GO): protein O-linked glycosylation
Cellular component (GO): Golgi apparatus
Molecular function (GO): alpha-1,3-mannosyltransferase activity
Source: RefSeq, a predicted model, not a curated record
AGACGAGGACGUGGAUUGAAGUUGGAAGAUUUCAUCUGAAUGUGUUUUUCCCUUAAAACCUUGUGUCUUCUUCUUCAUCAGCAUUAGUUGAUUUUUUUAGUCAUACCAACUAUUCGUGUUUGCUUGGUGCUAGCGACGGCAACUGCGACUUCCACCCACUACUAGCUAGUCUUGCCUGCUAUUUACAGUUCUUGACGUGUCGGUGUUCAGCACUAUUGCUCUCGCUCCUAAGUCCCACAAUUUUUCUUGCUAACUUUAUUACUAGCAACAACAUCAGAUACCAUCUCCAGUUGUUUGCAGCUGCUAGCUCUUAGCCCGCUCAAAAGUUGAAUACUUACUCCUUUAUAUCACAACUUCCAUUAUUGCACCCAUCAUUACUGUCUUUAUAGUGCAUACUCACAAUCGUUAAUUCAUUUUAUACACAAUGAGAGAUAAGCUCCAUGUUCCCAGAUCCAAGCAGAAAGUCAUAGUGUAUGCUGGGCUUGUGUUGUGGCUCAUAUGCGUCAACCUCUGGAUCUUCAACUACUACCACCACUCCACCAGAACUCCUCUCAAGGAUGAAUCCUCUUCCAUAUACGACGAGUACAACCCUGACUUUAUCAACCCCGACGAUGACAAGUCCAACAAACCGGACGAGAAGACAAAUGACAAGUCUUCAGAUCCACACUAUCACGCGAAACCACAGCCCGGCCUCAUUGACCAGAUAUCGAUUCAAUUGUUACAUAAGCAGACAGGAGUUAAAGACACCCGUAAGAAGGAUUCUCACUCUACAGUAUAUGAUGUAAUGUUCAAUAACCACGAAGUCGAAUCGGUUCUUGCUAACUUGGACUUCCAGGAUAGAUGCGAGUUGUAUUUCACCACUUUAUACACUAUGGAUGUUGACUGGUGGAUAGACCCCAAGUACGACUUCUACUUUGAACAUCGUGACGAAACUAGUUACGACAAAUGGAAGAAGAAGAUGUUGAACGAUCUCAAGAAAGAAUGGCUCAAGGAUAAAGGCGAGGAUACAGAAGAUAAAAACCUCGAUGAAGUCAAGGUUGACCAAGACUUAGAAGACUUCAUUAAGAAGAAGUACUACGAGUUCUGGGAUCUGAUGAUGAAAACAGAGCAAGUUGUUACUGACUACUUGAGUCACAUGAGAAUCUUCAACAAGUGCUUCGUUUCCAACGACAACGCCGCCCAAGUCAACCGUGUCAAAAACUUCUCCCAGAACCAGAUGAAGUUCAUGAAACAGUUUUUCAAGGCUGGUCCAAAGCCUGGCCAGUCGACAGUGCCACCCCCGUUUGUUCCUUCUUCGUCCGAAAAGAGAGUAAAUAUGAAGUUCGAGAAUUGUGCCCAUCUUGAGAAGAGACUCUAUCCAUGGCUUUCGCUAGAUUAUCCAGUCUAUGAAAGAUGGAGUGGUAACAUGCAGAUGACUCCUCCAGACAUGUCUGAAUUCAUCGAUGUGCCCAAGUCGGCCAACUUGAAGAAGAAAGAACCAAUUAAGUCGAAAAUGACCAACAAUGUACCCUGCUUCUUGAACACUUUCAAAAACUCUGUAAACAGUAAGGGUCUUGUCAUGUCUAUCAGUGAUGAACAUGUGGACGAAACUGUCCGUUUUAUUCACCUCUUGCGUGCUCUUAACAAUAAGUACCCCAUUGAAAUCGUUUACUACGACAAUCUUUCAAAGAAGUCCAAGAGUAAACUUGUCACAGCAGCUAGAGAAAAGUUUGUAGUGCUUCCGAAGUCUUUCGAAAAGGUUCACCAAUACUUCCCUGAUGAUUACAUGGACAACGGUGGUUUACCUCAACAAGAGAUCUGGUUUGUAAACGUCCACAGUGUUGUUGCUAAAAACUACAAGGACAACUUCAAAAAAUUCUCCAACAAAUUUUUGGCUACUAUGUUCAACUCGUUUGAAGAGUUCAUUCUUGUGGAUGCCGAUACUGUGUUUGUUCAAUCUCCAGAGUUCUUUUUUGAAUUGAACGGAUACAAGGAAAAGGGUGCCUAUUUCUACAGAGACAGAACCGCGCCUCAGUUUAGACCUCCUGGUGACUCAGUUUUCUUCCAGAAGACCAGUCCUUCCAUCGUUGAUUCCGUGAUGUUUGACAUUCCUAUCAUGACUGACUACACAAUCAAGUUGCCUUUCUUUGACGGCAUGUCACACUUUAUGGAGUCUGGUGUGGUUGUUCUCAAUAGAAACAGACAUUUCAACUCUAUUUUGUUGAUGAUGCAGAUGAGCUUCAUGCGUCCCGUGAUGCACAGACUAUACGGAGACAAGGAGCUUUUCUUCUUGUCUUUUGCUGCUAAUGGAGACGAAGACUAUGUGUUCAAUUCCUAUUCUGCUGCUGCUAUCGGCCAGUUGACCGAUGAUAAGUUCCAUGUCACCUCUGGCGGCCGUAAGAAGAAGGCUAAGGAACUUUGUGCUGCUCAUCCGGGACACAUCAAUGGCGAAGAUGGUAAAUCAUUGGCCUGGUUCAAUUCUGGUUACAAUUUCUGUUCCAAGGAUGUCAAUUUCGAAGAGGAAUUUGAAAAGGGAAAGCGUUUCCAAUUUUUGAAGAACAAGGAAGCAAUGGAAACCUUCUACAGAGACCCUAUGAAGAUAACGCAUGCCAUUAUUCCUCCUUUCAAGAACAAGAAGGAAACUCUUUGUGAUAACGUAGAUGAAGAACCCAAAGAAGGAUGGCACAUGGAUAAAGAGUACUGCAAGUCUUACCUUUGGUGUGCGUAUUCUCAGAUUGGAGGAAGAACUCUGACUGGAGGUGACAACACCCAAACAGGCUAUAUCUUCGAGUUUGAUGAUAAAGCACAAAACCUUUUCGAGUACUACGGUGAUAUUUGGGUUGGGACGGAAUAGUUGGAGCCAGAUUCACUGAAGUACUGCGAGGUGUUCUAGCCCUUAUGGCAUCUGUUAGCCCAUUUAGUUUUACAUUACAUGUACAUUUAUAGACCUAGAAACUAUUGAAUGAAUGCCAAAUCUUCAUUUUAU